Physeter macrocephalus (sperm whale) is the source of this 6745-nucleotide messenger RNA. RefSeq names its product arachidonate 12-lipoxygenase, 12S type (gene ALOX12). Gene Ontology annotation, cellular component: sarcolemma; cytosol. Gene Ontology annotation, biological process: lipid oxidation; arachidonate metabolic process; linoleic acid metabolic process. The transcript is spliced from 12 exons. Gene Ontology annotation, molecular function: arachidonate 15-lipoxygenase activity; iron ion binding; protein binding. Bases 4283 to 6427 code for a protein of 714 amino acids. The record is from RefSeq and is a predicted model, not a curated record. NCBI's taxonomy places the organism in Eukaryota, Metazoa, Chordata, Mammalia, Artiodactyla, Physeteridae.
UGAGGAUGUAAUGCCUGAUGAUCUGAGGUGGAGCUGAGGCGGUGAUGCUGGUGCUGGGGAGCGGCUGCAAAUACAGAUUAUCCUUAGCAGAGAGGUCUGACUGCACAGAGACCAUAAUAAAUCAAUUGCUUGCAGACUCAUUUCAAAACCCUAUCAGUAGGGACUUCCCUGGUGGCGCAGUGGUUAAGAAUCCACCUGCCAAUGCAGGGGACACGGGUUCGAGCCCUGGUCCGGGAAGAUCCCACAUGCCGUGGAGCAACUAGGCCCGUGCGCCACAACUACUGAGCCUGCGCUCCAGAGCCCGUGAGCCACAACUACUGAAGCCCGCAUGCCACAACUACUGAGCCUGUGCUCUGGAGCCUGCAAGCCACAACUACUGAAGCCCACACACUGCAACGAAGGGUAGCCCCCGCUCGCCGUAACUAGAGAAAGCCCGUGUGCAGCAACGAAGACCCAACGCAGCCAAAAAUAAAGUAAAUAAAAUAAAAAAAAAAAAAACCUAUCAGUGAGUAGCAAGUGAAAACAAGCUCAGGGCUCCCACUGAUUCUGCAUUAUGGUGAGUUGUAUAAUUAUUUCAUUAUAUAUUACAAUGUAAUAAUAAUAGAAAUAAAGUGCACAAUAAAUGUAACGUGCUUGAAUCAUCCCCAAACCAUCUCCCCACCCCGCCAUCCCGGUCCGUGGAAAAACUGUCUUCCACAAAACCAGUCCCCGGUGCCACAAAGGUUGGGGACCGCUGAACUAAGAGUUGGGAAGCCUGAGUGUGCGUCACUGUUGUGCCCUAGGCAGUGGUCCCCGCGGCACUAGAAAAUGACCCAUCAGAUUGUGUAGGAACAAUGUUUCCCUAGUUCCACCAGUGAACAAGAACAGAAGCAAGUAACAGCACUCCGAGUGGGGUCGGGGUGGGGGGAGUGCUGGGCUUCCUGCACACAGGGGCAGGGGGUACUCAAAUUCCUAAGUGGAAAAACAUGUGAUAUGUCUACCCUGAAAUCAGAGCCUAUGUUUAGUUUAAAGUUACACAGUUUAUAAUGCCGUGUUUGUAUGUCCAAUUUGUCCUCAAGGAACAAACAAAUUUCUCUAGCCCCGUGCCAAAUAUGGGCUCCAAACACUCAUACAGCGGGGACAGUGGAAUUAUCCUCGAGUCGACCGAAGUCUGAGCCGCACUGGCACAGGAGAAAGGAAGGGGGUGAAAUUAUUCUUGUGUUUAGGAGAACAUUUUAACAAGACUUUUCGGCUAUGAAAUGCAAGGUCCGUCCCCCUCACCCGCAGCCCCUGGGGAAUAACCUAGUAAGAGAAGCUUUGAUCAAGAAGUUGAAUCUGGGACUUCCCUGGUGGUCCAGUGGUUAAGACUCCCCUCUUCCACUGCAGGGGGCACGGGUUCCAUCCCUGGUUGGGGAACUAAGAUCCUGCAUACUGCAGGGCACGGCCAAAAAAACAAAAAGGUAUUAAAUCGUUCUGCAAAAAGAGUUCAUGGGAAUGUGGGAUGAAAAACAGGGCCCCAGGGCUUCCCUGGUGGCGCAGUGGUUGCGCGUCCGCCUGCCGAUGCAGGGGAACCGGGUUCGCGCCCCGGUCUGGGAGGAUCCCACAUUGCCGCGGAGAGGCUGGGCCCGUGAGCCAUGGCCGCUGAGCCUGCGCGUCCGGAGCCUGUGCUCCGCAGCGGGAGAGGCCGCAGCAGAGGGAGGCCCGCGUACCACAAAAAAAAAAAAAAAAAACAGGGCCCUGGAAGUCUAGAAGAAGAGGAGAGUCCAGCUUUGGGGUGCACACAUGGGCUUCCCUACUGCAAAGGGCCCAGCAAAACCCAGCCCUGGUCCUUCCUGUGGUAAACAGAAGAACAAAAUGGUAACUGUAUGGACCAAAAGACAUUUUAAAAUAAGAGGCUUCGUUCUCCCUGUUGAAAAUAAGAGACUUCUCCCCCUACCCCUUUCUUAGAGCACUAACUUUAGAAAACUUGUAAGCUCUUUCUCUGCCUCUUUGAAAUGUGUGUAAGUGUUUUUAGAAGCUAAACCAGCCUCUUGCAGCUUUAGGACCCAGGGAUGUCUCUCCCAAGGCCCUGGGAGCCAUCUCUUCGAAAUGUAAAUAUCAGGAGAGAGAGCACCCCUAUCUCCCCGUUCCUAUGGGAGGGUAAGACCCUAACUGAGGUGGGCUCCUUGCUCCAAGUUGCAAAACUACCUCCUGUCAUAAAGAUACUUUGUUUUUCCUCCAAUUAAGCCUAUUAAUAACACAAAGGAUCACCAAUUACCGUGAAGUUAGGAUGAAUGGUGUGUGACAAACGGUGCUCUCAAGCCUCUUACUUGAGGACUAGUUACUGUCUAUCUUGAGAACAUGCGUGUAAUGGCUGUAUCUGUUUGGCUCUAUAGCAGGGUGAGAUACUUCAUCUUUACAAUCUCUUAGCAGAUGGCCUGUGACGCACAUCACAUUCUGGUAAUGCUUAUUCAAAUAUAAAACUGUUUUCUUUCCUCCACUACCUUUGUGGAGAGGUUUUCCUGGGUUGGGCAAUUUUGUUUUUAAUUAUAUACCCCAACAUAAUGCAUGUGCUUAAAAAGGAAAAAAAAAAAAGUGGGACGGUCUUGAGAUGUAAGACCCCUAGAUGGGACAGACAUGGAAAAACAGUGGGGAGAGACAGAGGAAUUUCUAAGAGUGAUGCUGACAUUCAACUGAAAAUUGUUUCCAAAACGUAAAUAAUAGCAUAAUAGCAGCAAAUACAUACAGAGACUACGGUCAGGCAUCGUUCUAAGUGUUUUACACAUUAACUUAAUUAGCUAUGUAGUAGUUUGGAUUAUCGUUCUUAAUUAUUCACCCCCCACCCUGCCUCUGAGAACCCUCCAAUGGGCAGAAAAGGUAUCACGGAACAGCAGAGAAGCAGGCUGAAGUUUGGACUGGUUUUGGAAGUAGGUACGAUGCAAACUCUCUUUUCUAGCUAAAAGUGACCCUUGAAGGGCGUGUGUGGAAAGGCCAGAUUCAGCUACUACAUAAGAUGGGAAUGUGAGCCACUCUAUUUGGAUAUUACAGGAUAUACCAAACUGGAGGAAACUGGGGGCCAGCAUAUGGCAGACACCAGCCCUGAGCACUGAGGAUGUAGUAAGCAGGAGUGGGCCCAGAAGAUAAGAAGGGGAAGGGAACUCAGUAAGGAUCAGACACUUCCGUACUGUUUGGAGGCUGGGAGGCAGGACUGGAAUCCCUCAUUCCCACCAAUGACCAACAUGUCAAGUCAUUUUUGAGGGUCUGGCUCAAGAAAGCAGAUUUACCUUGCCCUGGCCUAGCCCAGCUGCCAAACACAUCCACUGUGAGCCAGAUGCUUAGAAUGACUUGGGUCAAGAAGACCUGGAGAGGGACCUGCAAGAGGCUUCCUGGGUGGGUGGUAAAGCCUGAGCCCUGAAUCAUCCUUCUGACAUUUACAAAGUCCCUAACCAGCACUGGCCCCACCGCUGCUCCCUGGUUUCCUGCCCUGAGUGCCACAAAGGACCAGGAAAUAGUGGGGGGAAGGUGGGGGGCGGUGAGCAGUACAAAGACAAGAGGGAAGAGGAAAGAAGCAGAACUUCAUGACUAAUAAAAUCUUUACACCUAAUUUUUUAGAAGGAAAUUGAAUUCUGGUGGGGAAAGCAGGCACCACGGUCAGUGAGGCCGGAAUAAAAAUUUACCUGGAACCUACAGAAGGGAAAGAGGCUGCACUCAUUUGGAAGGGACAAAGUCCAUGGGAAUUGCCCACAGAUGCUGGGUCCCCUAAGUGACUCCAUACUGCGGCCUAACACCUGGUCCCUAACGUUCUCAGCAGCCACUAUGAAGGCUGGACAAAAGGAGGCUUUCACUGCCCUGCCUCACUUAGGCCUCCCUCAGUAUCUGGUGUGCCCAGGGUCCUAAUCCAGCCAUGUUUGAUAUGAGGUUGGGGGUGGAGGUGAGGGGGCAAGUCUUUCAGCUGUUACUUUUCCAGGUUUUAGGCAGCCUGGGGCACCUCUGGUCAUUUAUUGAAGGACUGGGCUCAAAUGAGGUAUAAAUCAGGAACUGAAGACUUACUGGGCUGCACUGGGUCCAGAGCAGGACAUUCCGCAUGGGCCCAGCACAGCCUAGCAGGCCGGCCUUCCAGGGCCCAGCCCACGGUCUUUCCCAGGUCCCAGCCCAGAAAAGCGGAGGCUUUCUCCUGCGUUUGGAAGACUGACUCACCCCCUCUUCCUCCUAGCUCUCCAAAAGGCCGCGAGACCUCUGGAAGUGUCCUCAUCCUGCUCCCUUCAACCCCGAGGCGCCUGGCCCCAGGCCUCCCCCGGAGGUCCAGAGAAACCCCGGCGCCUCCAUGCUCUCGGCCUCACCCAGGCGGGGGCCCCUUCAUCGCCCCACAGCUCCGCUCGGCCCGGGAGGGACGGCCCUCCCCCACAACCGGCUCUGCGGCUCGCAGGUUCGGGCUAGCCUGGGGCGGGGACUGGGAGCGUCUCAAAGUGGUGAGGAGGGCGGGGACGCGGGCCCCUCUUUAAAGGCCCGGGACCCGAGGAGCCUCGAUACCGGCCGGCGACGCCGAGAAGCGCGCCCCAUCCGGCUCCCUUCGCCUAAGCCGCCGGGGCUACCAUGGGCCGCUACCGCAUCCGCGUGGCCACCGGGGCCGCACUCUUCGCCGGGUCGCACCACCGCGUGCAGCUGUGGCUGGUCGGGGCGCGCGGCGAGACGGAGCUGGAGCUGCAGCUGUUGCCGGCGCGGGGCCAGCCCGCCUGGCAGGAAACAACGCACUGGACGUGUUCCAGAAACAUCGAGAGAAGGAACUGAAAGAAAGACGUCAGAUAUACUGGUGACCACCCACCUACAGGGCCUCUCAGUGGUACCCCCUAUCACUGACCUGGACACCCUCCCUGAAGCCUUGUCCCCAUCUCCUAGCUGGGCCACAUGGAAGGAAGGGUUACCCCUGACAAUAGCUGCGGGCUGUGAGGACGAUCUACCUGCAAAUAUGAGAUUCCACGAGGAGAAGAGGCUGGACUUUGAGUGGACACUGAAGGCAGGGACUCUGGAGACGGUCCUCAAACGCGUUUACACCCUCCUGGGCUCCUGGAACCGCUUGGAGGAUUUUGAUCACAUCUUCUGGGGCCAGAAGAGUACCCUGUCUGAGAAGGUUCGCCAGCGCUGGCAGGACGAUGAAUUGUUUGGCUACCAGUUCCUCAAUGGCACCAAUCCCAUGCUGUUGAGACGCUGCACCUCUCUGCCCUCCCGGCUAGUGCUGCCCUCGGGGAUGGAGGAGCUACGGGCCCAGCUGGAGGAAGAACUCCAGGACAGUUCCCUGUUUGAGGCUGAUUUCAUUCUCCUGGAUGGAAUUCCAGCCAAUGUGAUCCGAGGAGAGAAGCAGUACCUGGCUGCCCCCCUCGUCAUGCUGAAGAUGGACACCAGUGGGAAGCUGCUACCCAUGGUCAUCCAGAUCCAGCCUCCCAGCUCCAGCUCCCCGACCCCACCACUGUUCCUGCCCUCAGAUCCUCCACUUGCCUGGCUCCUGGCAAAGUCCUGGGUCCGAAAUUCAGAUUUCCAACUGCACCAGCUCCAAUAUCAUCUGCUGAACACCCACCUGCUGGCUGAGGUCAUUGCUGUGGCCACCAUGAGGUGCCUCCCGGGGCUGCACCCGGUCUUCAAGCUCCUGAUCCCACACAUCCACUACACGAUGGAAAUCAACACCCGGGCACGGACCCAACUCAUCUCAGAAGGAGGUAUAUUUGAAAAGGCAGUGAGCACCGGUGGAGGGGGCCACGUGCACGUGCUCCGCCGGGCCCUGGCUCAGCUGACCUACUGUUCCCUCUGUCCUCCCAACGAUCUGGCUGAGCGCGGCCUGCUGGGAACCCCGGGUGCUCUCUAUGCCUGCGAUGCUUUACGGCUCUGGGAGAUCACUGCCCGGUACGUGGAGGGGAUCAUCCACCUUUUCUACCGCGGGGAUGACGUCGUGAGAGGGGACGCUGAGCUGCAGGCCUGGUGUCGGGAGAUCACUGAGGUGGGGCUGUGCCAGGCCCAGAACCGAGGUUUCCCCAUCUCCUUCCAGUCCCAGAAUCAACUCUGCCAUUUCCUUACCAUGUGUGUCUUCACGUGCACUGCUCAGCAUGGGGCCAUCAACCAGGGCCAGCUGGACUGGUAUGCCUGGGUCCCUAAUGCCCCAUGCACAAUGCGGAUGCCCCCACCUACCACCAAGGAAGAUGUGACAAUGGCCACGGUGAUGGGCUCACUACCUGAUGUCCAACAGGCCUGUCUUCAAAUGACCAUCACGUGGCAUCUGGGGCGCCGCCAGCCAGACAUGGUGCCUCUGGGGCAUCACAAAGAAAAGUAUUUCUCAGACCCCAAGGCCAAGUCUGUACUAAACCAAUUCCAAACAGAUCUGGAAAACUUGGAAAGGGAGAUUACAGACCGGAAUGAGCAACUUGACCUGCCCUAUGAAUACCUAAAGCCCAGCCUCAUAGAGAACAGCGUCACUAUCUGAGCUCUGGGACGCCCCCACCGGGAAGACUGCAGAUCAGCUCUGGGACUGACAGUUCCAUAAUGAGUUUCAGGGUUUCCUAGUCUCUGCUGCAGAGGCUCUAUUUCCUCCCCCAAUUAAACCCCCUACAUCUGCAUCCCAUGAGCCCAAGGGCCUUUACUUUUCUGUAAAGGGCCUGAUAAUAUGUUAGGCUUUGUAGGCCACACAGUCUGUCACAGCUACUCAACUCUUUUGUUGUAGCGCAGAAGCAGCCACAGGCAACGUGUAAAUGAAUGCUGUGUUCCAAUAAAACUUUAUUUACAGUGAGUGAAAUAUGAACUU